Cordyceps fumosorosea ARSEF 2679 is the source of this 1290-nucleotide messenger RNA. RefSeq lists its product as hypothetical. The record is from RefSeq and is a predicted model, not a curated record. The coding region runs from base 1 to 1290 and encodes 429 amino acids. The transcript has 4 exons. NCBI's taxonomy places the organism in Eukaryota, Fungi, Ascomycota, Sordariomycetes, Hypocreales, Cordycipitaceae.
AUGGCUUCCAUCGCGAACCUACCAAACCGGAAACGCCCGCGACCACCAAACGCGUCUGUGAACGCGUCUCGACGACAGCCCGCCGACGAUGCCUCGCGGGCCGCAAAGCGAAGCCGACUCAGCGACAGCGGCACGGCGGUGUCCGGUGCUGCAUUGACGUCGCGAUCGUCGGCCGCUGCUCUUUUACGUGGACCGAACCCCAGCGUUGCCCAGAACCGCAUAGGCGGCCAGGUUACCAUACCGACGUCAAGGCAGACGACGCACCCGUCACUCCAUGACGUGACGCCCUCGCAGAUUCAGAACAAGCCGCCGCCCAGACGGCGGAGUACUGUCCAAGGAAAGAUGGCCGCGCGCAGGACAGCCGGCUCAACGCAGGCAGGUGGGCGGUCGGGGGCCACGCAGCGACGACAACAGCAGCAGCAAGAGUCGUCGCCUGACGAGCAGCCGCUUUCACGAGCGCGAAGGCGAGUUGAUGAGGAGCAGGAUGAGGAAGAAGGGGAAGAAGCUGGCGGUUCCGAAACCGACGACGUUGACGACGACGACGAUGGACCGCCCUCGCCGGAGAAGCCCUAUCCACACGUCGCGCCGUUCACACGACGCGUGCGGCAGUCCACGAUCGAAACCAAAUGGAGCCCUCUCGGCCACGGCUCCCUCAAGGCCCUCACCUCCAUUCUGCAACUCGCCCAGCGGCCCGUCCUCCAACGCCUGUCAUCCUCCUCCAACUCGUCGCGCGCCGCGCCCACCGAGGCCGCGCUGCGCCUCAUCACCAAGCGCAUCCUCGACAAGAUCCGCGCGAACGCCAAGCAGACGCUCGAGCGCCAGCUCGACCCCGUCCUGCACGCCGUCGAGUUGCUCGCCGCCGAGGCCCGCCGCGCCGAGGAGGAGCUCGAGGCCGAGUACGAGGCCCUCCGGGUGCUCGAGGCCGAGGCCCGCGCGAGGGCCAGGGACAGCAGGGCGCUGUUAAAGAAGGCGCACGUGCUGGCGCCGGACAACACCACUACCACCGGCGGUGGUGGUGGUGGUGAGGAUGCUGCGGCGGGCGGCGGCGGCGGCAGCACCGUCACGUUUGAGAAGAAGGAAGCGGCCAUGAACCCCUUUCAGAACAUCGAGGACGACGAGGUCAAGGAGAUGGUGGCGGCGCUCGGCGCGCAGGUCGACAGGCUCCGGGCAGGCGCGGCGCAGACGGAGGGCGUCGGCGACCAGAUCCCGCGCGCGCGCGCGGCGCUGCAGGCCGUGCUGGCCGGGAAGCUCGGCGCGCAGACGUACGAGUAUGUCGUGCUGGGGCGGUGA